CCUAAAAAAAUUGUUAUCACAUCACUUUCUAAGAAAUACUAUUUAUUAUGAAAGAGAUUAAAGGAUGUUGUCAAUAUUGUAACAUUCCUUUGAUCAGAUUUGGCAAAGCCUCAGGAAAAGCAUUGACCUCGCCAGGAGAUGGCAGUAAUGCAACACCAAGCUGCCGUUAAACCUCAAAGAAGAAGAAGAAGAAGAAGUCAUGGCCAAGAUGGCAGCCUCCAUGGUGGAGAGUGGAGAAGAUGCAUUUAGAAAACUGUUCAAGUUUUACAAGAGGAGAAACCCUCCGCCAGAUUUCACUGAUGUUAUUGACUUCUCCAAAGCUGCACCGAGUGACAAGAUAGUUCCAGCUGAGUUGGACCCUGCUGCAGUGAGUGAUGUGGAGGCUGCGAGGGUUGGAUUAAAGCCUGUCAGAGACUGGAGAGUCUACGGCUUGCAGGGCUACCCAGGGUUCAUCUUCAUCUCUAACCCGUUCCUGCUGGGCUCCCAACCCUUCUGGGUCAGACAGUGUUUGAAAACCUACCCUCAGAAGCCCAAUGUCUGCAACCUGGACAUGCACAUGUCUCCCUCUGACACCCAGGACAUCUGGGACAAGAGUGUACAUGGCCUCGGUUUUCCUCCUUCUGGGAAGAGAGGACCCAAGACUCUACUGGAGCGGCUGCGCUGGGUCACUCUGGGAUAUCAUUACAACUGGGAUACCAAGACUUACUCUGCCAACCAUUACACUCCUUUCCCAGCUGAUCUCCACUUGCUGUCCUCGCAAAUAACAGCUGCGUGUGGGUUCCGGGGGUUCAACGCAGAGGCUGGAAUCCUCAACUACUACCGAUCUGAUUCAUCGCUGGGAAUCCAUGUGGAUGAAUCGGAACUAGAUCACAGCCGACCGCUGCUGUCAUUCAGUUUUGGGCAGUCAGCCAUCUUCCUCCUGGGAGGCAUCCGCAGACAGGACCCCCCCACUGCUAUGUACAUGCACAGUGGGGACAUGAUGGUGAUGUCAGGACAGAGCCGCCUCCUUUACCAUGCUGUCCCACGCAUUGUUCCAGCACCACAGGGACAUAUCGCUUUAGAGAUGGAAAGCUGCAGCCUGGCCUCAGCCCUGCAGGACAACACUGUGGUGGAGCCAGUGUCAGAGGAGGACUGGGCGGUAUGCUCCAGGUACAUCCAGAGCUCCAGAGUGAAUAUGACUGUCAGACAGGUCCUGGGGCCUGGGCAGAGAUUUCCAGAAACACCCUCUUCUCACCAGAGGACCAGUGCAGGCCGGACAGUGGGGUACCAUGAGGGAGCAGCAGAUAGAGGGAAUGGGAAGAGGAGACGUAGCUGUGACUCUGAUGAUACUGUAGAGACAUGAAACAAACCACCUGCUGCAACUCUCACAUUUGAAGUGUGAAUAUGUACGUCUGUAAGUAGUGCGGUGACACUUCAUUCAUUGUUGUCACCGUGCACUCUAGCAGAAUGAAGCAGAAAUGAAACAAUGUUGGUUUUAAGUUAUUUGGAGGAGGUCAGGCGCGCUUUUGUGAUAGGCGCUGAGCCAGGUGUCAGGCAAUCCAUUCAACAAGACCCCCUUUUUUAAGACAAAAAUCCGCCCAGCAAGUUGAAAGGUCAGCUGACUCUUCCUGCUCACUAGCCAGGCAAAAGCUACAAGUAGGAGCAGCUGUUUGCUAGUCUCUUCACAAAAAGGGAUUUAUAAACGAAUGGCCUCAGUUUUUGGGACUGCUUUCCUUGACCUGGGAGGCGCUGUGCUUAUUGAGAAGUCCUCCAGCCUGUCUAACAAAUUUACAUUUUGAGAUCGGUAGAUAAAUUAUUUUAAUAGCAGGUGUAAAUGCAAAGAGCCAUAUAUUGGAUUUCAUAAUACAUAUACAGAUCACACGUUUAUACCAGGUGUAAAUGCAAAGAGCCAUAGAUUGGAUGUCAUUAUACAGAUACAGAUCACACGUUUAUACCAGGUGUAAAUGGGGCAGGUGAAGAUUAUUAUUCUCAGGUGUGUUUUAUCACAUGACAUCAAGAAGAGAUAUCAAGACUGAGCCUGCUUUUUGACUGCUCAGAGAAGGCUUCCUGUGUGGCAAUGUGAGGUGAGAGGUAUGGUCACGUUCCUAAUCAAGGCCAAUUUAAACUUCUGUGUCGAGUAGUAGCCUACUGUGUGGAUUUUCUUUUUCUUCAUUGGUGUAGGCUACAAACCAUGGUGACUGAAACGUUGGAGCAGACUGAUGUUGAACGGCAGUUACUUUUGGUGAAAUUACUAACAUGCAGAAACGAGAGAAUUUGUAAAAUGGCGACGAAGAAGGAUAAGCUGGAAAAAGCAUAGCGAGACACGACGCAGAUGUAUAAAUUGGCCUUCAUCUCUCACCUGUUUGACUAGUUUUAAAAAGGCAAUCCAUUUUAGAGUUCUCUUUCUAGAUAAUCUAUUCAUUAAAGGGCUCAUAAUGUGCUUAUGAGAUCAUUUA
Molecule: messenger RNA, 2435 nt
Organism: Micropterus dolomieu (smallmouth bass)
Lineage: Eukaryota; Metazoa; Chordata; Actinopteri; Centrarchiformes; Centrarchidae
Gene: alkbh1
Product: alkB homolog 1, histone H2A dioxygenase
Exons: 6
Coding region: 200-1342 (380 amino acids)
Biological process (GO): oxidative RNA demethylation
Cellular component (GO): cytoplasm; nucleus
Molecular function (GO): oxidative RNA demethylase activity; ferrous iron binding; broad specificity oxidative DNA demethylase activity
Source: RefSeq, a predicted model, not a curated record